AUGAGCAGUGUAGUUUCACGAUACAACCAUAUGCUUUUGAAGCAGCCACUAGUGACUAAUAUGAUAUCCACAGGGUUUUUAUUGGGAACUGGAGAUGUCAUUGCUCAAGUUUUUUUCCCACAAGAUCCAGAUCAACCAUUUGAUUUUAAGAGAAAUUUGAGAGCAGUGAUUUAUGGAUCAAUCAUUUUUGCACCUAUUGGAGACAAGUGGUACAAAUUUCUCAACACGGCAAUCAAACUGCCUUGGAAGAGAAAGGUACUUUCUGAGAGAACAAUUUCCACAAUGAUGCGGGUUGCAGUCGAUCAAUUGGUUUUUGCUCCAUUUAUAGGUAUUCCGUUGUAUUAUUCAGCAAUGACUAUAAUGGAAAAUAAACAACCAUACCUUGAGAAUAUUGCUGCUAAAUUCCGUACUAGUUGGUGGGUUACUUUGAAAGGCAAUUGGUUAGUGUGGCCGAUUUUCCAAUGGUUUAACUUUUAUUUGAUUCCAGUCCAAUUUCGUUUGUUGGCUGUGAAUAUUAUCAGUAUUGGAUGGAAUACUUAUUUAAGUUAUAUCAUGCAUAGUAGGUGA
Messenger RNA from Spathaspora passalidarum NRRL Y-27907, 567 nucleotides. Its product is annotated as ethanol metabolism protein. The record is from RefSeq and is a predicted model, not a curated record. NCBI's taxonomy places the organism in Eukaryota, Fungi, Ascomycota, Pichiomycetes, Serinales, Debaryomycetaceae. Gene Ontology annotation, cellular component: membrane; mitochondrion; cytoplasm. Bases 1 to 567 code for a protein of 188 amino acids. The transcript has a single exon.